Molecule: messenger RNA, 1076 nt
Organism: Ictalurus punctatus (channel catfish)
Lineage: Eukaryota; Metazoa; Chordata; Actinopteri; Siluriformes; Ictaluridae
Product: delta-type opioid receptor
Exons: 2
Biological process (GO): sensory perception of pain; G protein-coupled opioid receptor signaling pathway; neuropeptide signaling pathway
Cellular component (GO): membrane; neuron projection
Molecular function (GO): neuropeptide binding; dynorphin receptor activity
Source: RefSeq, a predicted model, not a curated record
AGAUACACCAAAAUGAAGACAGCAACCAACAUUUACAUCUUCAACCUGGCUUUGGCUGAUGCUUUGGUUACCACUACAAUGCCAUUUCAGAGUGCAGACUACUUGUUGAACUCUUGGCCAUUUGGUGAAAUAGUAUGCAAAGUCUUCAUCUCAAUUGACUACUACAACAUGUUUACCAGCAUUUUCACCCUAACCAUGAUGAGUGUGGACCGUUAUGUGGCCGUGUGCCAUCCUGUCAAGGCACUAGACUUCCGUACACCACUCAUGGCUAAGACCAUCAACGUGGGCAUAUGGGUACUGUCCUCAGCAGCAGGAGUGCCAGCCAUGGUGCUUGGGGGAACACAGACUAAUAAUGGCACCACAGAGUGUGCCCUGCAGUUUCCUGACCCUUACGAGUACUGGGACACGCUAAUGAAGAUCUGUGUGUUCGUCUUUGCUUUUGUUGCUCCUGUCCUCAUCAUUAGCAUCUGCUACUCUCUCAUGCUUCUGCGACUGCGUAGUGUCCGCUUACUCUCUGGUUCUCGAGAGAAAGACCGCAACCUUCGCCGCAUCACCCGUUUGGUCCUAGUGGUUGUAGCAGCUUUUAUUAUUUGCUGGACUCCUAUUCAUAUCUUCAUUCUUCUGAAAGCUAUAGUGGGCAUUCCUGAGACUACACCACUAAUGGCUGCCUAUUUUCUAUGUGUUGCUCUUGGUUACACCAACAGCAGCCUGAACCCUAUUCUCUAUGCUUUUCUAGAUGAAAAUUUUAAGAGGUGCUUUAAGGACUUCUGUUUGCCAGCCAGGCGAAAGGGAGAUAGAGGGGUUGGAGGGAGCAGACUAGGGAGGAUUGCAUCCAGGCAGUCUCCCCUGGCUGCAGAGAGUGCCCCAAGGACAGCAAAGCCAGCAUGACUAGCCGUGGAAUUGUCCUUCAUUACACAAUCUGGAAAGGAGGACUCCAACACAAUGGGACUGACACAGGUCUCUUCUGCACUCUGAUCAUAAUUCAGCCAAGAGGUGGUGUGACUCGAAGAGAGCACUGUGAGAAGACUUGCUAUAUUACACCCUGAAUAUAGUGUGAUGAUGUGAGAGCCUAUUGA